AUGAAGAUUGCCCUGGGAGUUCUGGGAAGCCUCGCUCUUUUGUACUCCCUGGUUAAGACUGCUGGUUGGAAAAGACGAGAAGGAUCUCCUGGGAUUGACCUGCAGACUAUUGUAAAAUUUUUGCUCUUCUAUGCUGGAGACUUAGCAAAUGUUUUUUUUGCUGUGACUGUUGGAAUUGGAGUUUACUGGCUUAUUUUUUUCAAAGCCCCAUCAGCUGUUACCAUUCGUUUACCUACUCCUGAGAAAGAAUAUAAUUUUAUUACAUAUGUUUCAUGUGCCUUUGCACUAAAGGUAAUCCAUCUUCUGCACAAACUUGCGUCACAGUUAUCCAUAGAUAUUUUUUUUAUUGACUGGGAAAGGCCCAGAGGAAGAGGCUAUAGAACUUUACAAGUUGGAACUGAACCUAAAAGUACAAUGUCCCCUGUUAGCAUUUGGAGAACCUACUUUGUUGCAAAUGAGUGGAAUGAAAUCCAGACCUUACGGAAGACAUGUCCAGCGUUUCAGAUCAUGGCAGUGCUUUUUUUUCUUGAAGUGGUUCAUUUUGAAGAUUUGGCCACAGUUAAUGCAUCUCAUGUUCCUAUUGUGAAACGUGAAAUUCCAUGGCAUCAGAUUCUCCGAUAUAGUAUUGCCUGCACGACAUGGCUAACUAUUGGCUUUUUACAGAUAUUCUUUUUUGCCUCACUCUACGAAAGAUUUGUUAAGGAUAAAAUAAAACAGUUUGUGGACCUGUGCUCUGUGAGCAAUAUAUCCGUGUUAAUUUUAUCCAGCCGAUGCUUUGGAUAUUAUAUUCAUGGGCGAUCAGUUCAUGGCUAUGCAGACACCAACAUGGAAGAAAUGAGCUUAAACCUGAAAAGAGAGGCGGAAAAUCUUUGUGGCCAGAGAGGACUGCAACCAAACACUGAUACUCAGACUUUCCAGAUUUUGAUAACAAAUAAAAUGAGGCAGCAAUAUGAUAGAAUACAUGAACCACUGAUUAAAAAGAAAGUACCAUCUCACUUACUGGAUUCAUCAGUCAAUCCAGUUGAGCAAAGCAUCAAAGCCUAUCACACUAUGAACAAGUUUCUGAGUGCCUUCAUUGACCAUGCUAACCGAGAAACAGAUUACAUUAUAAAGGAUAAACUGUUGGUGGAAAAAAUCAUUAGUAUGGAGUUUCUGGAGCCAAUGGAAAAAAGCAUCUUUUAUAACGAUGAUGCUUACUCCUUUACUGACGUGCUGUACUAUGGCAAUGAAGCUUCACUACUUAUAUUUGACACACUGUUUUUCUGCAUUGUGGAUAUUGCCAGUGAAAGUUAUGUUUUGGCUGCAGUUCUAACUUACUUCCAGCAAAGGUUCUUUAAGAUGAUUCGCAGCAUCGCUGGAAGAAAAAACUUGGUUGCAAAAACCAUGGUGGAUGAUAGAUUCCUUCUAUAA
This is a messenger RNA of Polypterus senegalus (gray bichir), 1410 nucleotides long. RefSeq names its product meckelin-like. NCBI's taxonomy places the organism in Eukaryota, Metazoa, Chordata, Cladistia, Polypteriformes, Polypteridae. Gene Ontology annotation, cellular component: MKS complex; ciliary transition zone. Gene Ontology annotation, biological process: cilium assembly. The transcript is spliced from 14 exons. Bases 1 to 1410 code for a protein of 469 amino acids. The record is from RefSeq and is a predicted model, not a curated record.